Messenger RNA from Melanotaenia boesemani (Boeseman's rainbowfish), 4327 nucleotides. It is a transcript of the gene cand2, whose product is annotated as cullin-associated and neddylation-dissociated 2 (putative). The record is from RefSeq and is a predicted model, not a curated record. Gene Ontology annotation, cellular component: nucleus. The coding region runs from base 99 to 3833 and encodes 1244 amino acids. The transcript has 24 exons. Gene Ontology annotation, biological process: SCF complex assembly; protein ubiquitination. NCBI's taxonomy places the organism in Eukaryota, Metazoa, Chordata, Actinopteri, Atheriniformes, Melanotaeniidae.
CUCGCCAUGUUGUCAGAGUAAAUCUGUUGCUCCAGUUUCAUUACUUUGCCACAGAUUUAAACUUACCUUGUGGGUGUGUCAGCUAUCAAAGUACAACGAUGUCGGCCGUGUCCUACCACAUCUCUAACUUGCUGGAGAAAAUGACGUCUACUGACAAAGAUUUCAGGUUCAUGGCCACAAAUGACCUGAUGCUGGAGCUGCAGAAAGACAGCAUUAAACUGGAUGAGGACAGCGAGAGGAAAGUGGUCAGCAUGUUGCUCAGACUACUGGAGGACAAGAACGGAGAGGUGCAGAACCUGGCUGUGAAAUGCUUGGCCCCUCUGGUGAGCAAGGUGAAAGAGCCUCAGGUGGAGGCCAUGGUGGACACGCUGUGUUCGAACAUGACGUCAGACAAGGAGCAGCUGAGGGACAUUUCCAGCAUCGGACUGAAGGCUGUGAUCGCUGAGCUGCCACUGUCUUCCUCAGGUUUGACUCUGACAGCCAGUGUGUGUAAGAAGAUUACCUCCCAGCUGAUUGGUGCUUUGGGAAAACAAGAAGAUGUCUCUGUUCAGUUAGAGGCCCUGGACAUCCUGUCGGACAUGUUGGGAAGGCUGAGCGGCGCUCUGGUCAGUUUCCACAGCUCUUUGCUUUCCAGCUUGUUGCCUCAGCUAACCAGCCCCAGAAUGGCAGUCAGGAAGCGCUCCAUUUUGGCUCUUGGUCACCUGGUUCCCUGCUGUAGCCCUGCCCUUUUCUCACAGCUGACUGAACACCUGUUGACAGAGCUGGGCAAGGCUCCGCCCACAUCAAUGACGAGGACGUAUAUCCAGUGCUUGGCAACUGUUAGUCGACAGGGCGGCCAUCGAGUUGGUGAGCAUUUAGAGAAACUCAUCCCCAUGGUGGUAAAGUUCACCAGUGUUGAAGACGAUGAGCUGAGGGAGUACUGUUUCCAGGCCUUUGAGGCCUUUAUACACAAAUGUCCAAAAGAGAUGUCACCUCACGUUGCCACGGUGACACAACUCUGCCUUAAGUUUAUGACCUUUGACCCUAACUACAACUGUGAUGAUGGUGAAGAGGAGGAGGAAGACACCAUGGACAUAGAGGAUGGACUUGAUGAAGAAUCAGACGACGAGUACAGUGACGAUGACGAUAUGAGCUGGAAGGUGCGCCGCUCUGCACUAAAGUGUCUGGAGGCGUUGAUCAGCACCCGCAGGGACCUCCUCCUGUCCUUCUACUCCUCCAUCUGCCCCGCUCUGAUGACCCGAUUCAGGGAGCGUGAGGAGAACGUGAGAGCUGACGUCUUUGCAGCAUUUUCAACUCUACUGAGACAAACUCGCAUGGGUUCAAGUCACCAUGGCCUCAUCCUGGCAGGUUCAGACCCGGGGGCGAGCAGGGAGGAGGAGCCUGCAGUUUCCUUGCUGAAGAAACAGGUUCCAGUGAUUGUGAAGGCUCUCCACAGACAGCUGAAGGAGAAGAGCAUUAAAUCUCGACAGGGCUGCUUCUGUCUCCUCACUGAGCUGGCUCACACUGUACCUGGAGCCCUGGAAGAGCACAUACCUGCCCUAAUACCUGGAAUUGUCUUCUCCCUGACAGACAAGUCCACCUCCUCCACCAUGAGGAUUGAUGCUCUCUCCUUCUUUCACGUCCUCCUCCUCUCCCACCCUCCACAAGCCUUUCAGCCACACAUGCAGGUGCUGCUGCCUGCAGUCUUAGCGUGUGUGGAGGACACUUUCUAUAAGAUCACCUCGGAGGCUCUGCUGGUCACCCAGCAGCUGGUCAGAGUGAUGAGGCCUCAGGGAGAGACGGCCACAGCUGGAAGAUUCGACCCCAAACCCUUCGUCAAGGAGGUGUUUUCAGCAACAAUGAAGAGGCUCAAAGCAACAGACAUCGACCAGGAAGUGAAAGAGAGAGCUAUUUCCUGUAUGGGUUACACGGUGUGUCACCUUGGCGACCACCUAGGGGCGGAGCUGCAGGGUGUCUUAGCAAUCUUUCUGGAGAGAUUAAAGAAUGAGAUAACAAGACUGACAGCGGUUAGGACCAUCACACUCAUCUCUGCCUCCUCUUUAAAGAUUGACUUGUCAUCCAUCCUGCCAGAGGCUUUGUCUGUGUUAGGGUCUUUCUUGCGGAAGAACCAACGAGCUCUGAAGCUCGGUACGUUGGCGUGUCUCACAGCGCUGGUCACCCACCACGCUCCCAGCAUCAAGCCUGCAGCUCUGGAGCCUGUGCUGAACGAGCUCCCACCUCUUGUGGAUGAAAGUGACAUGCAUGUAUCACAGGUAUCCAUCACCUUGCUGACAUGCAUGGCCAAAGUCUGCCCGUCCUCUCUGGCUAAAAUCAGCUCAUCUGUGCUGCCUGGAGUCUUCAGGCUUAUUCAUUCCCCGCUGCUUCAAGGUGGUGCUCUGGUUGCCAUUCUGGACUUCCUUCAAGCACUGGUGCUUUCCAAGGCCAGCAACUUGGGCUACAGCCAGCUGCUGAAGUCGCUCACAGAGCCUUUUCAAAGCUCUAAGUCCUCUGCAGACAGCAGCGUCCUCCACAGACAGUCCUACCACUCUGUAGCUCGCUGCGUGGCUGCUCUGUCCUCGGCUUCUCCCAAAGACUCACCUGGCACUGUGAGCAGCCUCAUACAACAGGUAAAGAAUCCAGGCUCCUCAGAGUCUGCUCGUGUCCUGGCUCUGUUGUGUCUGGGGGAGGUGGGGAGGAGCGGCAGUUUGGGAGGGAGUAAGGAGGUGCAGGGAGUCAUCUUGGAGGCCUUCUCCUCCACCAGCGAGGAGGUGAAGACGGCAGCCUCCUGCGCUUUAGGCAGCAUGGCGGUCGGCAGCCUGAACGAGUACCUGCCCUUCCUGCUGAAAGAGAUCUCAGCCCAGCAACGCAGACAAUACCUGCUCCUACACUCCCUCAAAGAGGUUAUCAGCGGCUGUCCAGCCUCUAGUCUCUCACCCCAUGUGGAGUCUAUCUGGGCUUUGCUAUUUCAGCACUGCGAGUGUCCAGAGGAAGGGACCAGGAAUCUGGUGGCUGAAUGUUUGGGAAAACUAACUUUUGUCAACCCUGCACAACUUCUGCCAAGACUUCGACAGCAACUUAAAGCUGGUUCUGCUCUGGCUCGCAGCACAGUGGUGACAGCUAUCAAGUUCACUAUUGUUGACCAUCCUGCUCCUAUAGAUUCACUUCUAAAAGACUGCAUAGGUGACUUCCUGAAAACCCUGCAGGAUGACGACAUCAAUGUACGCCGUGUCGCCUUGGUGAUGUUUAACUCUGCAGCUCAUAACAAACCAUCUCUGAUCCGUGGUCUCCUGGGAAAAGUGCUGCCUCAUCUCUACAAGGAAACCCAGAUCAGGAAGGAUCUCAUCAGAGAGGUGGAGAUGGGUCCUUUCAAACACACCGUGGAUGAUGGUUUGGAUGUACGUAAAGCAGCAUUCGAGUGUAUGUACACUCUGCUGGACAGCUGUCUGGAGGGCCUGGACGUCCUGCAGUUCUUGGAUCAUGUAGAGGAAGGACUCAAAGACCACUAUGACAUCAGAAUGCUGACCUUCCUGAUGCUGGCCAGGCUGGUCUCUUUGUGCCCUGCUGCUGUUCUCCAAAGACUGGACCGACUGGUGGAGCCACUUAAAGCUACUUGCACCACCAAGGUGAAGGCUGGCUCUGUCAAGCAAGAGUUUGAAAAGCAGGAGGAGCUGCGGCGCUCGGCCAUGCGAGCUGUCGCUGCCCUGCUGGCUGUGCCGGAGGUGGAAAGGAGCCCCAGCAUGGCCGACUUCGCCAACCAGAUUAGAUCCAAUGCAGACAUGGCGUCCAUCUACCAGAGCGUUCAGGGAGGGGAGGGAGGGGGCGUAGGACCCACAGAGAGCAUGGAUCUUAGUUAGACAAAGGCUGGAUGAAGAAUUUUCUUAUGUUUUUUUCUUUUUUUGUUAUAGAAGAGUUUAAAUACCACAGAUAAAAUGAUCUGUGUUUUAAAGAAGAAUCCUUUUUGGUUUGUUUAACAACAUAAGCUUAGUUUUUAACCCACACGAAAAAUUCACUUUAUUAUAAACAGACAAAACUGAUUAAAUGGACUAAAAACUUUCAUUCCCUGCAGUUUUUAUUUGUUUAUUUGGUUUUAGGAAGAAAAGGAGUACAUCUGGUUCACAUAUGUUAAAGUUGAAGCAGCUUUAGAUACAUUAGUUGUCGAAUAGAUGGAGGUUUCACAAGAUCUCACAGCAUUAGUGCAACUGAGGAUUUAAAUUAGGCAAAAUCUCUCACAUUGUUUUUUCUUCCUGUAAAAGCAAAACCUCACCACAGACAUACUUACAUUGUACUCAGGAAGGAAACAGCCGCUGACAUUAAAAUGUUGAUUAGCAGCAAAUAAACCACAUACUGA